AUGCCGUCUCCAUCAAACAAUACUCCGCCCGACAACAGCAGCAUGAUGCCAAAGCAUACAGCGCAGUCCACUGCUGCUGAAGAUGACGCAGCUAGGUCAUCGACCGGGCAGAGGGCUGAUGCGGUCAGCCCUUGGUUGAGGGAAGAGUCUCCAUCGUCUAAGACGCUGGUGGGCUCGGGAACGAUGAAGGGGGAUCGAUACAAGAACCCGCCAUCAAGGCUGGAAGUCCUGGGGUGGUACCUGUACGGCCUGUGCUCGCACUUCAUUCAGACUGUCCUCAUCCCGAUCAUCUUCCCUCUCAUCAUCAGCCAGAUCGUGAAGGCUGACUCACUUGCCGAGCCUCCUCAUGGAUGGAAGCAGAGUCGUAAGGGGUUGCCGUGUAAUCUCGGGGAGAUGACACUGUACGAAGGUUUAACCCAAAAGAUGAUCAAGAUCAACAACAUUCACUUAUCUGCUCUAGACUGGGUCACAGCAUCGUGGGUCAUUGGCCUAAUUUUCGCAGCUCCCUUGUUGGGCUCCCUGUCUGUCCACAUGGACGGUGGUUCUAACCAUCUAAUCGCAGCAGCCGCUACACUCAUCGGUGCCUUGUUCUGCUUCCCCGCCGGAUUUAUCAAGAAUGAUUGGCUCUUCCCACCGUACAUCGCCACCGUUGUGGCUGCGUAUGCAGUGGCCAGCACCUGCCACACUCGCCAGCUCGGCCUCAUGGUCCGCGGCUUUACUGGAUCUAAGCUGCUAACUACCCAAUUUCCCAUAAGAAGAGCAAUCUCCAGUUGGCUUUCCCUCUUCGGUGCGGCUGGUAGUGGCUUUGGUUCCGCCGUGAUCGCUGCCUUCACCUACUACAUGCUUAACAAGGACGAGAAAUUCAUUAGCCUUUGGGUUGUCUCCAUCUUCAGCGGUAUCAAAUGGCUUACCGGAAUCCUCCAUGUUAUCAUUGCCAUGCUCGGUUCCUCUGAACAGUCUCCAGCCACUCCGACUCCCCCCUCGUUGGAGGUCCCCCACUUCCUCUCCAUCUCUAGCCACCCUCAUGCACUUGGAACCCUAAUAGCCACCUUACUCUCCGGCUUCACCACCAUGAGCAUCUUCACCGGCGGAGUCCUGUACUUGGUAGGCCAGCUCUGCAUAAGAUCACAUACCCUCCUCUAUUUUUGGCUCACUUACUUCCUCUUUCCAAUGUUCGCUCUCCCACUGCUGCACCCACUACAACAGCUAAUUAAAGCGAACGCCGUGAAGAUGAAUGUUCUUGGGUUAAUCAUCUCCCUAGUCACCUCGGGGUUCGGGUUCUACUUCAAGGACGAUGGAACAUGGAGAACAAAGGAUAUACUGUUGUUCGCCGCAGUCCAGGGCUUGUCGGCUGGGAUCCUCCAUGCUUUUUCUCGAGUUCUGAUAAUGGACUGCGCACCGAGCGGGAAGGAAGGAGCUUUCGCGGCGUGGCAUUCGUGGGUCAUGGGUAUCGGGAUGUGCAUUGGGUUUGCUGUGGGAAGUUCUGUUGAUGGUUUAGGAUCUUGUCUUGGGGCAGCCUUUCUUGCUGGGCUCGCUGGCAUUGUGGUUUUGAUAUUUGGGAAUGUGAGUGAUCUUGUUGGGGCUUUGGGUGCUGGGCAUGUAGGGGAAGAUGAAAAUGAGGACGACUCCGACGACGAAGAAGACAGGAAAGAACAACUUGCAACCAAGGGCCGGCAUGGCUCGGGACUCUCGAAGGAAGAACAUGUUUCUGUUUAGAACCUGAAAGUUAUCAUUUGAACUCGGAUCUCAUGGUUGAUCGUUAUAUAUUGAAUUGUGGAUUAUUUGCCAUAACUAAAAGGAAUAGCAAGAUCAUCACAUACCUAAUUUACUAUGGGUGAUGCUACCAUGAUUGGUAGCAAAAAUAACCACCAUGAUUAUUUUUAUUCUUGA
Messenger RNA from Punica granatum (pomegranate), 1890 nucleotides. NCBI's taxonomy places the organism in Eukaryota, Viridiplantae, Streptophyta, Magnoliopsida, Myrtales, Lythraceae. The record is from RefSeq and is a predicted model, not a curated record.